AUGCGGUUUAGAAGUCAGCUGACCAAUGUGGGCACCUUUGCAAAACUUGCCGCCUCUCUCAACUCUUUGGGGAAAAUAUGCUGGAUGAGGCUGGAACGAGAGACAGUGCAUUUUACUAUCAUUCCAGAUCAAGGAACACAAGUCUGGGCUGUGUUACCGGCGGAAGCUAUCUUUGAUGAGAGUUAUGUACUUGAAGCCGCAGCUGGUGCUGUCAAUCUCGAGGUUCCUAUUGCCGCACUUUCCCGUGCUCUACGGUCUGCAAUUGGCGACAAAUCUGCUCAAUUACGACUGACUCGCAAAGGCAACGUCCCGCUUCUUGCUCUAACUGUUGUGUCGUCUUCUUUAAUUCCAGGAAAUAUUCCUGUUGGUUCUGAAGUCGACGAGUUUGGUGAAAUUGACCAUGAUCAGGUCCAGUCGAAUGCGCGUGCGAAUGCCCCUCGUGAGCGCGAAACAGUGAUCACACAGGAAAUACCAGUCAAGGUGCUGCAUCAAUCCGCAGUUGAAGGCUUACAUGAGCCCCGCUGUCGAGAUCCUGACGUUCAUAUCAUCUUACCAAAUCUAGCACAGCUCAAAGCGAUCUCAGAUCGCUUCACAAAACUUGCAGCGAGCAAUGGUAAAUCGAGUGGAGGAGCCUCGCUGGCGUCCGGCACAACUGGCCCCAAACUGCAAUUGAGUGCCAAUAUGCAUGGCUCACUGAAGAUUGGAAUUGCAACGGACUCAUUGCGGAUCUCAAGUGUCUGGACAGGAUUGACCAMCCCGCCACUCGAUCCAAGACAGAUGCAGGGAACAGAUAUUGACCAGCUUCCCAGUGAGCGGAUGAGACAGCUCGGUAAUUCGGCCGAUGAUGACGAUGGAGCGGGGUGGGCAAAAUGCAAAGAUGUUUUUCCGAGCGACGAAGCGAAAGAAGCGCAUGAGAAUCUACAUCAAACACACGAGCUCACAUGCGUCCAAUGUGGUCAAAAAUGCGAUACCCCAUACGAAUUACGACUACAUUAUGACUAUCACGAUGAUAUGGAAUUUCGACAAACUAGAAAGGAGGUCAGCUCCAGCAAAUCCAGCCACCGAAGAGCCUCCAGUCAUCCGCAGAUCAAUCACGGAGGUUCAAUAUCCAUUCCAUUGAGCCCUACGGAGAACGCUAUAAGGCGGAUACACAAGCGGAAGUCGCAGAGACUACUUGAUGUCUGGUCUUUGAAAAAAGCUGGAAAAGGCGAGGAAGGGGAGAUUGUGGCCAUGGCUUUCUCACUUCCUGAAGAUAUGGAAAGAGUUCAUGCUAUCGAUGGGAGACUACAGGACGUGGAAGCUCGUGCUGUCGUCAACUUUCCCAUCACUCAAUUCACGACAUGGCUUGAUAUGAGGGAUAAUGACGAAAAAUGCCUCGAUUCGCCAACAUGCAGCGAGAAAGACAGCCUAUCGGAAAAAGGACGGCCGUCUCUCGAUGAAGAUAAAGCUGCUGUUGCACCCCGCCGAAUGUCUCUGCUCAAAUCCGUCCUUGGCUUGAGAUUACCAAAAAGACUAUCUAGAUCAGAUACGUCAGCGAGCCAGCCUCGUAAAUUGAUGAAAAAGGAAAAUUCCGUACGAUUCUCUUUCGUGUCGAAGCCGAAGAAAAGUGGAGAGACAACGAGAAGCGAAAGCCGCAUCAGCAAUAGGAUUCUUGAACCAUCAGAAAAGACGAUGGACCUCGGGUUACCGCGUAUGGACGAAACCGGUGGCAGUGACGGCAAUCCGUUUAUCCAUGUACGAAUCUCGGCGGAUGGGGCCAUUGUCGAGGACAAGUCUGGACGACGCCGCGUGCUUCAGAUGGAACAAAUAGCUCACAUUUAUUCCGUGGUGUCUGCAGAUACGUCACUUGCCUCUAUCAAAUCGCGCAUCACCUCGUUACAAUUUCGCGCUGAGACGGAUCUAGAAGGCGAGAACCCGAGGGAUGCUAUCCUAGCAUACAAGGAAAUCCUAGAUAGUCUUAGUAGGUAUCCGGCCCUGGAUACCAAUCUCCGCAUACGAUCAGGCAUCUAUCACCGAUUGGGAUCUGUAUAUAGCUCUCUCGGGGCGGCUGGAGAGUCAGAGUAUUACUUUCUCAAGGCCUUAGCGAUAUACAGGAGGAUAUAUGGACGUGACCAGAGCGUUAUUUAUGCUUUACUCAACGACAUUGCUAAACUGUGCGAGAAGGAUGGAUAUGCGACAGAAGCCUCAGCUCUCUACGAACGAGUACUGGCUGGUCGAUUGAGGGUCCUAGGACACAAUGAUCCGGAGACACUACAUUCCAUGCAGGAGUUAGCCAGCAUAAAAACGAACUUGGGAGACGUUGAGUCAGCGCUUCAGCUCCUUGAAGAUGCUGUCCCGGCAUUUGAAACUGUCUUGGGUUUACAAAAUGAGAGUACAUUGGUUGCGAUGAGUCACUUAUCGAUUCUAUACCAAAAGCUGGGCUUGAAAGAAAAAUCGCUCGCUGCAUCCCGGAAGAUACUUCCAUACUGCAAAAAUGUCGUUGGUUAUGACAGCAUCUUGACAAGAAACACGGUUAUCAGGUAUCUCGAAGAAUCCGAAAGCUUCGACUUCCCGACAGAUGUAAAAUCGAUACUCGAUCACUAUCGACGAUCUCGAUCUGCUGAGAGUUUUCGCGUGCUCCAGACUUUGGGUCGGGCCUAUAUGGAUUCUGGUCUAAACCGAGACGCUUGUGAAGUCUUUUUGUCUCUAUUAGAUGAGACGACUGGAGCCAAGGAAUUGGAUUCGCUGGAAUUUUUCGAUGCAUUGAGCGCUUUAUGCGUGGCUUUAGAGCAUCUGGGACAUUUCGAUGAAGCCAUCAAAAACUAUGGACAGCUUUUGCAAUCGGCGCACAAAAUGCCCUCAGAUCAUCCCUCACGGUCUCGUAUGGAUUACGCUAGGAGUCGAGUGACGGAUUUAAUUCAUCGACGUGAGGUUUUGACAGCCGAAAGACGCGCAUGGGAGAUGUUUGAAGAUGGACCUUGCACAUAUUGUCAAUCGAAGACAAAAUCCGUUGCAAUCACCCCACGGUGUCCUCCAGCUGUGCAGAAUGAUGCUCUCAGCAUGAUUCUUCCUGCUGAGAGAGGCAGUACACCCCCAAGCAUCACAGCGAGUCAUACCGUAUACCUCGAUCCACGAAAUUUUACAACUUUCCGCAUGAAACUAAGUUCCAACGUCAACACGCUUUUGGUAUUCUCCCCAGAAGCCGAUAUCAGAUAUACUAUUAUCGGCAAUUUAUCCGAGUCGGGCUCCGACCAAGUCUCCCUACCAGCAUCAGCAUCCGUCUCCAUAUCUGCGGGGAAGAAGCCCUCGAAUAGGACGACAUCCACCCUUACAGGUCAUGAAUGGCUCACACCCGCACAACAAGAGUCAGUAUCAAUCACACCAAUGGAGCAGUCCGCUGCCAUAUAUCUGGUCGUAGCGCCAGGGGAGCAAAUGAUGAAGAGCCUCGUGGAGAAAAGAGUGCGAGCUCGCAGUGGCGAUGGAGAGAAAGAGUAUUUUGAGGCACUAGAUAUUCCAGACUCGAAACUUAUUGAGUUCGCGCAGGGUUUAAUGAUGAAUGGAUAUAUGGGUGAGGCUUUUUUAUAUAUUGUUGGGUGGAUGUAA
Molecule: messenger RNA, 3582 nt
Organism: Talaromyces amestolkiae
Lineage: Eukaryota; Fungi; Ascomycota; Eurotiomycetes; Eurotiales; Trichocomaceae
Exons: 11
Coding region: 1-3582 (1193 amino acids)
Biological process (GO): double-strand break repair via homologous recombination; telomere maintenance; mitotic DNA replication checkpoint signaling
Cellular component (GO): checkpoint clamp complex; site of double-strand break
Molecular function (GO): protein binding
Source: RefSeq, a predicted model, not a curated record